GAGCAAAAACCAAGCCAUGAGAUUGAAGGAAUUGUCAGUAGUGCGCAGAGACAGGAUUGUGUCGAGUCACAGAUCUGGGGAAGGGUACUAAACUAUUUCUGCAGCAGUGUGUUGCCCAAGAACACAGUGGCCUCCACCAUUCAUAAGUGGAAGACGUUUGGAACCACCAAGACUCUUCCUAGAGCUGAAUGCCCGGCCAAACUGAGCAAUCGGGGGAGAAGGGUCUUGGUCAAGGAGGUAACCUGGUCACUCUGAGCUCCGGAGUUCCUCUGUGGAGAUGGGAGAACCUUCCAGAAGGACAACCAACUCUGCAGCACACCACCAAUCAUGCCUUUAUGGUAAAGAGGCCAGACGGAAGCCACUCCUCAGCCCGCUUGGAGAUUGUCAAAAGGCACCUGAAGAACUCAGACCAUGAGAAACAAGAUUAUCUGGUCUGAUGAAACCAAGUCAGGUCUAUUUAGCCUGAAUUCCAAGCGUCACUUCUGGAGGAAACCUGGCACCAUCUCUACGGUGAAGCAUGGUGUUGGAAGCAUCAUCCCCUUGGGUUGUUUUUCAGUGGCUGGCACUAGAAGACAAGUCAGGAUCAAGGGAAAGCUGGGAGAUCAUUGAUGCGGGCCAGGACAGCAGAUCUGGAGCUGGGCUACAGGUCACAGACUCCUGGACUAGCUUCAAGCUCUUUCUGCAGGAGACCUCCUCCUUCAAGCAGCAGAAUCCAGGCAAGUUUUGCUUGCUGGUCUGCAGUUUGUGCACCUUUUUGGCUGUCUUAGGCCGCUACAUUCCAGGUGUUCUCAUCUUAUAUGUUUUAGUGCUGGGCGUCUUCCUGUGGCCACUGAUGACAGCGCAUGACUUUGGGUUGUGGAUGAAGCCAGUUCUGCAGAAGCUGGACUUCGGACUGGAAAGAUUCCUUCAGAAAAUCAGAGAGAAUCAUGAAAAGAGACUCCUUCUGGCACAAGCUGACCGGGAGAGUAUUGAAGCCGAUCUGUCCUCCCUUUUCCCCAAGUUGGACUCCACAGUUUGUAAGGAGAUGUCGAUAUCGGAUACAGAGGCCUCUGAUGUGACGUGGACAGACAACGGAACAUUUAACCUGUCUGAGGGACAUACGCCCCAGACUGAGAACUCAGAUGACCUAGACAGAGAAGAACUAUUCAUAGGGGGCCUCCCGGAAUUCCCCUCCUUGGACAACGGCACCAAUGGGGAGGACGAUGACGACCUGAGCAUCGGCCUACCCACCCCCCCUCCCCAACCCCAGCACAGCAGAGCCAAGGGGGGGUCCGUGCCCCUGCUCCAGGGGGACCCUUCCACCCAGGCCAUGGAGUUUGUCCACAAGAUGGCAGGCAAUGUCAUUGCAGCCGCCGCCACCGCUGUCAUUCAGGAGAGGCUGGAGGCUGCCAUCGGUAGCACCAUACCCACAGACCCCCACCCCAGGUCCCUGCUGUUCCCCAACCCCACGACACUGCUGCCCCUGGACCUGGCAGAGGAGUCGUCAUCGGACAGCGAUGUGGAGGAAUUUGAGCUGCUGGACCAGUCCGAGCUGGAGCAGCUGGAAGGGGAGCUGGGCCUUGGGGCGAGCGCAGCAGUGGCGGCCAAAGAGCCCAAAAAAUCAUUGUCUUCUUCCAGUGGCUUCUUUUCAAAACUCCUGGGCCGCCAUUGAUUAGAGCAGGGGUGUCAGGAGGAUGUGGUGCAGGUCUAGUAGGGGGGUAGAGGGCACGUGGAGACAGAGAGAGGCCUUGUUUUGGAGGUGGUGGGUGGGGAGGUUAGGGGUGCAGAGACUGGGGGUUUGGCGAAACAAUAUGGUGUUGCAUUCUUUUUCCAGUUGUCCUAAUAAUGAAUACUCCUGCAUUACAUGAUCGAUAUGUUCGAGAGCGAGAGGAAGGGGGUGUUCAGCAAGUAUGAUGCUGUAUGGAGAUUGGAGAUGUGGAGUUGUCAGGGGGCUGUGUUGGUGUGGUGAGAUAGUGACUUUUAUUUAAUGAUUUUCACAUCUUCAACCUGUAGUAAAGUUAUGGGUAGGAAUGGAAUGGAAUGUGGUGGUGUUUCUGAUUUGCUGCCAAAAGGACUAAAUUUGUGUUUUGUUGGUUAAUUUCUUCAACCGAUGAUCAGGUCUAUAUAAUUAUCAAACAUACAUUAGUAAUGGAAAGGAAACACACUCUUUGUUUAAGUAUUAAAAUACUCAUUUUAGUAAUACAAUUGUAGGCAGAAGUUGAUGGAGAGUACAGUAUAUGAUAGUUCUCCCCAAGUUCUGCAAAGUGUCUAAGAUAUCCUGUAACUCAUAGCCUCCCCAAUCCCCCUUACAUAACUUUCCCCAGCAACAACAUUUUAAUAAAUCUAACCUCCCCUCUGACAGCAGGAACCAUCUUAUCAGCAAGUAAAAUCUCAGAAGUGGGUUUGACCAAAACUUGACCUUUCAUCACAAGUAUAGAGUCAUAACAAUGUGAACGAGUGUAAGCAUCUUCUGACAAGGGACUGGUUUCAUCAGGUCUGUGGCAGCCUUGUGUUCUCAGAAAACCAGAUAACCACGGUGGGAUCCAGAUAGGAGUCUGAACGUAGACGCCUUCUGAUAGUGUCUGAAGGGAUCAACACUCAAAACAGGUGUUAAAACACACACAGAGGUCUCCUGAGGAGACCUUACAAUUUAUCAUAACAUAAUUUAAUGAAACCCUAUUAAAGGUAUGAGGCCUUGGUUUAACCUUCUUUAGUUUCAAGAUUCAUACACUGCCCGAUUGGGCCCAUUCAACUCCAUCACCCAUUAAUCUACAGUACAGCUUAAUUCGACCAGACCUACGACAACAAUGACAAUCAUCUGUGCUAACAAUGGAACCAAUUGUUCAAACCCAUACUGUUUGUGCAUAUUGGUUCUUACUGAAGCACAAGUAAAGUAACAAAUCCUGUAGUUAACUGGAACAUGCGAUGGGAUGACAGAUAAUAGUAAAUUUAUAUUUUGUAUAAUUUUUUUUCUUUUUUCUAAUUUUGUAUAUUGUUCAUGAAGCCAUAAUGUGGGUGAGGGAGGGACUUCACAUUUUACGACAUGCAAUAGGUCUCACGAUAUUAUGCAUGAUAAUCUUUUGACCUUUAACGGAUGUUCAGUAACACUUUUCUAAAAGAGAUAUUCCUCUCAAAUCUAACAUACAACCUUAUAUAUUGAGUGGAACAUCCUGUUAAAGUUCAUUGUCUGGGAUGCUGACAUAUGGCUGACACAAGAAUGUUGUAAUUUCUCUUUGAAAAUUGUGUGACAAACCAUUUAUAAGUUCAUUGGGCACUGACUUUUUUUCCUGUCAAUGUUUCCUUGUCUGGUGACUUUGUCAGGAUAAAGUAAUUGAACUGAAAUAGCACUUGAUUCAUUCUGCUUGUGAAUGUUUCAUCAGUUGUCACAAACUAGUGUUAUGUCAGUGUUGUGACAGAAUCCAUGUCAGUCAGGUAGCAGUAUUAUAAAGCUGUUAUAGCUCUCUACACUUCAAGCAAAGUGUUGCUCCACAUUUUAUUUGUACUUGUACCUUAUUAUUUGACAAUGCAACUAGGCACUUUGGACAUAAUCACUUAGUAGUGACAGUUUUAAACUUCAUGCAAAAAGAAUGUAAGCAACCUGCAAGUUGCCAUUGUUACUGUGUAAUUUGUUUGAAGUUAAUGUUCGCCUUCUUGAGUAAAGUUGAAGGGCUAACUGAGCUCAAUAUGUCAUAAGGAAUUGACCAGGCCCACAAAUUGUGGAAAACAAACAUUAUUUCCUAUUGACCCCCAUUGUAAAAGAGCUAACUUCGUCAUAGAUUUUUUUGUUGUGCCGAAAAGCUGUAACCAGGUCAAAAAUCCCGACCUACGGUUCGCAAUGCUCCCAUGUAGGAAAAUAGAGCCUGGGACAAGAGCCCUUUGGCUUCAGGCUAUUCGGCAUCGGAGAGUGGGAAAUUGUGGGGACCCGGUGUCAAAGUAGUCUACACGUAGCUAUGUGUGUGGAAAACAUUUAAUGACAGAUAAAGACAUUUAACUUGAUUAGUAUUGUAACGGUUUUCCUUAGGUGAAAGAGAGUCAGACCAAAAUGCGGCGUGGCUAUUGCGAUCCAUGUUUAAUGAGACAGUAAACACGAUCAAAUACAAAAUCAAAUAAACGUAACACAAAAACCGAAACAGCCUAAUACUGGUGCAAAGUAACACAGCGACAAUCACCCACAAAACCCAACACCAAACAGGCUACCUAAAUAUGGUUCCCAAUCAGAGACAAUGACGAACACCUGCCUCUGAUUGAGAACCAUAUCAGGCCAUACAUAGAACUAGACAAACUAGACAUGUAACAUAGAAUGCCCACUCAGCUCACACCCUGACCAACCAAAUCAUAGAAACAUACAAAGCAAACUAUGGUCAGGGUGUGACAAGUAUAGUCUGUUUGUAUCUACUUGUAGCUGUAUAGUCCAUUUGUUUGCAUUUUUGGUAUUGGCUAGCUUAAUGUUUCGGUCGUAGCUAGCUAGCACUCACUCUCACGUGGCUGCUAGCACCAUAAUGAAAAGGGGCAUGAAGGAAUUCGUAUAAUAUGCUCUUCUAAGUAGUGAGAAUGCUCGGGAGCAGGCAAUGUUAAAAAUAAAUCUUUAGACGUACUUUCUUAAAUGUAGUUUUGUAAUCGACUAAAACAAGCAGACAACAAGAGAAAGGUCAAGUUGUUGCUGUGAGCCAAUGGGGUAACCUAGGUAACCACAGGUUUUUUUUGCCAACAGGCAGGCAGGGCCUGCUGUGUUCUAUCUAAUACCGACUGGGACUAUCCAAACAAAAUAAUAAAAGUUAUCAGACCAGGCUUGUGUUUCCGAUGAUUGACAAGGGUAGGAGGUACAUCCUGGGGGGAAAUAUAUUUCAUAUUGCGCAACACUUAAUUGAUUAUUGAAUAUGCCAAUAAUAAACCCCUGUGCUAAAAACAAGAUUGACAACGUGUAAUAACCAUUAAUUCUUGAUUCUCCAUCAUUAUAGCCUGCCUUUUUCUAAAUAUAUGCUAUGACUGUCAAGACAAAUAUAUGCAUUUUACACCACGGAAUUUGAACAUAUAGCAUAUAAUCAGGAGUUUAAACAAGCCAUUUAUUGAUUAACAAUAGCCAUGAGUUAUUAUGCAUUCU
Oncorhynchus kisutch (coho salmon) is the source of this 5080-nucleotide messenger RNA. RefSeq names its product reticulophagy regulator 1 (gene retreg1). Bases 518 to 1651 code for a protein of 377 amino acids. The record is from RefSeq and is a predicted model, not a curated record. Lineage: Eukaryota; Metazoa; Chordata; Actinopteri; Salmoniformes; Salmonidae. Gene Ontology annotation, biological process: reticulophagy; negative regulation of neuron apoptotic process. Gene Ontology annotation, cellular component: endoplasmic reticulum membrane. The transcript has 7 exons.